This is a messenger RNA of Planococcus citri (citrus mealybug), 2010 nucleotides long. It is a transcript of the gene Syx16, whose product is annotated as syntaxin 16. Gene Ontology annotation, cellular component: endomembrane system; SNARE complex; membrane. Gene Ontology annotation, molecular function: SNAP receptor activity; SNARE binding. The transcript has 4 exons. Gene Ontology annotation, biological process: intracellular protein transport; vesicle fusion; vesicle-mediated transport. The record is from RefSeq and is a predicted model, not a curated record. The coding region runs from base 263 to 1207 and encodes 314 amino acids. Lineage: Eukaryota; Metazoa; Arthropoda; Insecta; Hemiptera; Pseudococcidae.
AAAUGUAAACAAAACUUCAACUUAUCAUUUUUUUUCGAAAAAUAAUUCAUUUUAAUUCGAAUUUGAAACGAAUUAAUCAUUAUCGAACGUUACUAAUCGAUUAUUCGCGUUGUUUUUCAGAUAAAUCGUGUAUCCAGACAUCGGUAUGUGUAUUAUUUGAUACCCGUACAUUCUGCAGCGUUUGACUUUCGAACGAAAUGCCAUAUCCAUAAAUCCAUAUGUUGUGUAUCUUCGACUGAACUGAACCCAACCAGCUGUUGAAAUGGUGACCAGACAAUUAACGGAUGUAUUCACGCUGAUGCGAAACAAUGCCAACCAUAAUCGCAAUAUUCUCAGCGAACAGAUCAUCAGCGACCGGAUGGCGUUGGUGGAAUCGGGCGAAGGUAUGGAUAUGUCCAGAACAGCUCUGCCACCUUCGUGGAUCAAUAUCUUGGAAGAAGCUCAGUUCCAAAUAUCUCGUAUACAGAAGAAGUUGAACGAUUUGUCGACUCAGCAACAAAGCUUUCUGUCGAAACCGACGCUGGAUGAUUCGACCGAGCAGGAGACUCAUAUCGAGCAUUUGUCGCAGGAGGUUACCAAGCUUUUCAGCAUCACCCAGAAGCUAAUACAUCAAAUCGAAGAACAAAGUAUGGAUGGUUCUACGCAAGAAAGGAAGCUCUCGAAGAACGUAACCAGUUCGUUAUGCACAACACUGCAAAACUUAUCGUUUCAGUUUAGAAAUUUACAAAGUUCCUAUCUCAAUAAACUCAAAUCUAGAGAAGAAAGAUCGAACGUAUUUUUUCAAGACGACGUUUUCUACGACGAUAACGACCCGUUCGAGUCGUUGAACGAAGGCGAACUCAAGGUAGACCGUGAAUUCGAACUCGGACCUCGGUUCACCGAACAGCAAAAACAGCAGCUGUUGUUUGAAGAAGAUAACGCUCGAAUGGCUGCGCAACGUAAACAAGAAGUUAACCAGAUUGUCAGCUCGAUCGCCGAUUUGAAUUACAUUUUCAAAGAUUUAGGCAGAAUGGUCGCCGAACAGGGUACAGUUCUAGAUCGUAUAGAUUAUAACAUCGAACAAACGCAGACCCAAGUCAGGCACGCGUAUCAAGAGCUUGCCAGAGCAGAUCGUUACCAGAGAAAGAAUCGUAAAAUGCAGUGUAUCCUUAUUCUCGCACCAGCCACCGUUAUUUUAUUUCUACUACUGAUCGCGGUGAAAUUCUAAACGUGAUGGAAAUACAGGGUGCCCAGAAAUAUCGAACACCCCUAAAAAAGUUUUCUACUAAAAUACUUUGGUUGGUCACAGUGAAUGAUAAUAAUGAUAGCACAUGAUUGGUUGUUGGACUGGAGAGAUGACAGUCCACCAAUCAUUUAUGCAUCUAUUUCACAUUGCCAACCUAUAUUUUUAAUGAAAAACUUUAUUUGGGGUGCUCGAUAUUUCUGGGCACUCUGUGUGUACAUCUUGGCCUAAAACAUCGAUAUAUUAUGUACCUUGCCUCGCAUCUUGGUAUUAUCGAUGAUCCCCCUCGCGAAACGAACAAUUUUAAUGACUGAGUCGCGCCCAUUAUUAUGUAUUUUUUGUUUUUAGCUUUUUUUUCUCUGUUCGUUGUUCUAUUUUUUUGUAAUAUUUACGAAUUAUUUUACUACGAUCCCUUUAUUAAUCAUAUUUAUCGCAUAUUAACGUUACGUUGUAUGUUUUUUUUCUCUUUUUUUUUCUUUUUGGUUAUUAUUCCAAUUUGUGAUAUGUACGUUAAGGGUUCGUUUUUUCGAGUGAUUUCUCCCCGUGUUUGUUUUUUUUCUCUCCUUCCCUCUUCUUUACUUAGCUUUAUCUUAAUUUAUUUUGUCAUUUUUCAUUUUUUUUCUUUCGUUUGUUUUUUUCAUGGUUUCUUCGAAUUGUUAAUCUAUUAUUAAUUUAUUAUUGUAUUCGGAUACGUUUUGUAAUCAUAUAUUGUAUGGCGGCGUCUAAGAGAUGCCGAGUUUUUAAUUAUUGUUAUUACGUUAAUAUUUUAAUAAAUUAUUUGUAUUUCA